Cajanus cajan (pigeon pea) is the source of this 4262-nucleotide messenger RNA. Its product is annotated as putative ubiquitin-conjugating enzyme E2 24. NCBI's taxonomy places the organism in Eukaryota, Viridiplantae, Streptophyta, Magnoliopsida, Fabales, Fabaceae. The record is from RefSeq and is a predicted model, not a curated record. Gene Ontology annotation, molecular function: ubiquitin conjugating enzyme activity.
UUUGGCUGUGGUUCAAUUAACUGGUUAAAAGAAAAAGUUAGCAAGUACCACAAAGUCUAAACUAAACUAGUUCCCACAAUCUCUGAAGACUUAGCAUUUCACAAGAGAAAGUGUGUGUUCCUGAAAUGGUUUCAAAAUUCUUUGGUGGAGUGGAUGAUGGAGGGACUGGGCGUGGAACUAGCCCUAUCUGAACAUCAACCACCUUUUCUUUUUGAAACUGAAAUCAACUUUUUGAUGUGAUCCUCUUUCAACUUGUUAUGUUCAUUUUGGAGUUUCAAUUCAUUGGGUUUCUUGCUUGGGUCUUCUGUAAGUUUUAUAGCUCAUACCGGUCCAAUCUUCUCCGUUGUGCAAAUGGUUGAAAAGAAAUGAUCAUGUAACAGAUGCUCUUUUGACUUCUGGCAAUGGCAAGUGAGUUUCAAAUUCGACAUAGUUCUUUCAGAAGGAUCAUCUGAUAACUGCCCCUUGUAAAUCAAGGAGCAGAAAGUAUGUGGUGAUUGGUUUUUUCUGUUGAAAAGCAUUCCAGACCAGUUGUGUUUAGCAUCAUCGUGGGGGCAAAUCUCCUUUGGCAGUAUAGCUUCCUAUGUUCCAAUCUUGGAAGAGGCAAAUUUAUUAAUUAUCUAGAAUUUAUUUAUGUUCGAAGGUUCAACUGUGUUGGGCAACUCUCCUUUGGCAAAAGUUACUUGAUUUCCUUUGGUUGGAUUCCUGAUAGUAGUAGUAGUAAUAUAUGUGAUAAUUUCUUGUCAUCUUCAUUCUGAGGUUAUUCCACUAGGAAAUCGUCACUUUCACCUGGGCAAAUCUUCUUUGGCAUCUUUUGAUUAUCUUGGUGAGCUGCCUCCUACUUUCAUGGUUUUUCUUCCAGAAAAUAACAAAAAAGGUCUCUGAUAGUUGUAGCUUAUUGAUACUAGUUUUCAUUUUGGAAAGCUCUCUCAAGAGGUUCUUUCUGUGGAAAUUCCAGUUCAAACUGGGCAAAUCUCCUUUGGCAUUUUGGAGUCUUUGAUCGACUUCUGUUAUCCUAUCAGGCAAAUCACCUUUGCCGUCAACUUUCCAGUUUCAGUGGUCAAGAUCAAGACAAUAUUUUAACUUACUACCUGUUGACAAACAUCAGUAUCAAUCAGACACGUUUUCCAUUGUACACAAAUAUUCUUUGAAAUCAAUAUCGACACAUCUGUUGUGGAUCAGAAUAUCCCCUGGAUUUUAAUGUUUCUAUUUGCUUGAGAAGGCAUCUAAUUAAUGGAUGCUCACAUUACUGAUUUGGAUUGGGAGACUUCAAGUGACAGCAGCAGCAGUGAGGAUCAAGAGGAUAUUGAUUUUCCAUUUGGUGGACAAGCUCGGAGCAUACUAUCAAGUUUAGAAGAAAGCAUUGGGAGGAUUGAUGAUUUUCUCUCAUUUGAGAGGGCAUUUGUCCAUGGGGAUGUGAUCUGCGUCUCCUCAGACCCAUCCGGGCAAAUGGGGAGGGUCACAAGUGUUGAAGUGUUAGUAGACUUGGAAAAUGUUCAAGGAAAGAAAUUAAGAAAUGUGAACUCCAAGAAACUUAUGAAGAUUCGCUCCAUUUCAGAAGGUGAUUACGUAAUUAAGGGGCCAUGGAUUGGUCGGGUUCAGGGGGUAGUAGACAGAGUGACUAUAUUGUUUGAUGAUGGAACUAAAUCUGAGGUCAUUACCUUGGAAAAAGAUAAGCUUUUACCACUGACUCAUAAUUUUCUUGAGGAUUCACAGUAUCCAUUCUAUCCAGGGCAGAGAGUGAAGGUUAAGACCUCCAAUGCUUCCAAACCAGCUAGAUGGCUGUGUGGCACCUCGAAAAACAAUCAUGAUGAAGGAACUGUUUGUGCUUUGGAAGCUGGUUUGGUGUAUGUUAAUUGGCUGGCCUCUAUUCGCUGGGGUUCCAAUUUGAAUGCAAAUGUUCCUCCAUGCUGGCAAGAUUCCAGAAACUUGACCCUGUUGUCCUGUUUUUCACAUACAAACUGGCAACUUGGUGACUGGUGCAUGCUCCCAGUUGUGGACCAAAAGGAACACAUGAUUCAAGAUGCAUCUACCUGUGAUCUUUAUAAUGAGCAAAGUAUGGCUAGAGGGUACAAGAGAAGAAGCUUUAACUCUAUCAUAGGGGAAUUAUUUGUAAUUGAGAAGAUAAAGACCAAAGUUGAUGUUGUUUGGCAAAAUGGUGAACAUGAUUUGGGGUUAGAUCCACACAACUUAAUCCCAGUGAACGUCAUAAACACUCAUGAAUUUUGGCCCCAGCAGUUUGUGCUGGAAAAAGGUGCUUCUGAUGAUCCUCUUAAACCUGGCAAUCAAAGAUGGGGAGUUGUUCUUUCCAUGGAUGCUAAAGAGCAUACUGUAAAGGUACAGUGGAAAACUGUUCCCACAUCUGAGACAGAUAAUUUGGCUGGAGAAACAGUGAUGGAAACUGUGAGUGCCUACGAGCUUGUUGAGCACCCAGAUUAUUCCUGUUGUUUUGGUGAUAUUGUGUUCAAGGCGGCUCAAAAACAGCUUGAUUACCAAGCUGAUAAAAAUAAUGCAAAGUCCAUGACUGAUUUGAAUGAGGAGGCUCCUCCGAUAAACCGGGACCAAACAUGUUAUCAGAAUAAUUCUGUAGACAACAGUUACCUCUCCUGUAUUGGCAAUGUUACUGGUUUCAAAGAUGGUGAUGUUGAGGUGAAAUGGGCUACUGGUUUAACAACCAAGGUUGCACCUUACAAAAUUUUUCGAAUUGAUAAACAUGAAGUUUCAACUGUAACCCCUGUUCCUUAUGAAACAAAUGUCGAGGAGUUGACUCAAGAGAUGGUUGAACAUAGAAGUCUAACUUCUGAACAGAAGGGAAAGGACUUGUUAGAUUGUAAUGGCAAUAGAGAUAAUUGUGAAAAGCAUCCAGGGGCGAGUAGUUCCUCUUCCCUUCCUCAAGCUGCCUUUGAACUUUUCUCCAGCAUUAAGGCCAGCAUAUUCCAAACACUUGGUGUAACAUCACUUUCCAGAAAAUUCUCCUCAGUUCCUACGUUUGAAGAGGGAAACGAAUCUAAUUUUCUUGGUAAGAAAGAUAUGGACACCUGCGGCAAUGACCCUGAAUCACGUCCUGUGAGCACGGUACAGUCUUCUGAGGACAUAACUCCAUAUUGUGAAGUUAUCAAGACUCGUGAGAGGAAUGAUUUUCCAGUUUCUUUAGACAACAACAGUUCAGAUCAGUUGAAACAGUUUGAUGUGAUUGAUAAUUGCUCAGACCACCACUUUUUUGACGAGGGGAAAGGGUUGUCAUUGUCUCAGGUUAAAAAGGAUUGGGUGAAGAAGGUACAGCAAGAAUGGAACAUCCUGGAGAAAAAUCUUCCUGAAACUAUUUAUGUCCGCGUUUUUGAAGAAAGAAUGGAUCUCAUGCGAACAGCCAUUGUUGGUGCAUCUGGGACACCUUAUCACGAUGGACUUUUUUUCUUUGAUAUACGUUUCCCUCCUGAGUAUCCCAGUGAACCCCCUAUGGUGCAUUACAAUUCUGGUGGACUACGAUUAAAUCCUAAUUUGUAUGAGUCAGGGAAAGUCUGUCUGAGUCUCCUAAACACUUGGAGCGGCACAGCCACCGAAGUGUGGAACCCUGGAGCUUCCACAAUUCUUCAAGUCCUUCUUUCUCUGCAGGCCCUUGUCCUUAAUGAGAAGCCUUAUUUCAACGAGGCUGGAUAUGAUCAACAAAAAGGCAGAGCUGAAGGGGAGAAAAACUCUGUGAGUUACAAUGAGAAUGCUUUCCUUGUCACCUGCAAAUCCAUUUUGUAUCUGUUAAGAAAGCCUCCAAAGCAUUUUGAGGCAUUGGUGGAAGAGCACUUUAGACAACGGUCCAAACAUAUACUUAUGGCUUGUAAGGCAUAUCUUGAAGGAGCUCCUAUUGGAUGUGCUUUUGGUGGUGGAAAAACUGAGCAUGAAAACCAAAAGGGAACUUCUGCUGGAUUUAAAAUCAUGCUUGCUAAGCUCUUUCCCAAGCUUGUAGAGGCAUUUUCUGACAAGGGAAUUGAUUGCAGUCAGUUUGCUGAGAUGCAAAAGUAACUGUUCUACCUUGUAGAGGAAAAUAUUCCAACCUUAUGUGUAAUAUUAAUUUGUUUUUACUUAUUUGUAUAAUAUCAAAUACCGAUAUCCUCUUGCAAACCACACCCUUUCCAAAAUAAAAGAGGUGUUGAAGAUGCAAUGAAAAUAAAUACCUUGUGGCAUGUGACUAUGUGUAUCAGUGUAUGUGUCAUAUAUGGCUUGAAUAUGUGAAAAUGUGAAAUAAGAGAAACAAUGAUUGGAGUAAUUUGCUU